This is a messenger RNA of Penicillium paradoxum, 930 nucleotides long. Its product is annotated as thiamine diphosphokinase. The record is from RefSeq and is a predicted model, not a curated record. Gene Ontology annotation, biological process: thiamine diphosphate biosynthetic process; thiamine metabolic process. Lineage: Eukaryota; Fungi; Ascomycota; Eurotiomycetes; Eurotiales; Aspergillaceae. Gene Ontology annotation, molecular function: ATP binding; thiamine binding; thiamine diphosphokinase activity. Bases 1 to 930 code for a protein of 309 amino acids. The transcript has 4 exons.
AUGGAGUGGGAUCCCAGUCGAUUCUUCCGUUCUUCGGGGAGUCCUUCGCCUUACGCUCUGCUCAUCCUCAACCAGCCAAUCAACGAGAAAGCAUUUGGGGUGUUGAGCAGAUAUGCAUCUUGUAUUCUGUGCGCCGAUGGAGGCGCCAAUCGGCUUUUUGAUAUGAUGAAAAUCAAUGGAACUGAAUCUACAGAUCUUCCCGACGCCAUUGUUGGCGACCUUGAUUCUAUUCACCGUACAGUACGAGAGCAUUAUGAGAAACUCGGCGUCUCUGUUAUUCAAGACCCAGAUCAGUACACCACAGACUUUACCAAGUGUCUGCAAUAUCUCAAUACACAUGCGGCAGAAAUCAUAGCUUCCCCCGAGCGGACUGAUGAAUCACCCUUGGAAAUUGUGAUCCUCGGUGGUCUCGGCGGCCGCGUGGACCAAGCCUUCUCGCAAGUCCACCAUUUAUACAUGAUGACGCAAACGCAGCGCUCAAUCCGUGAGAACGGCAACAAGUCUCCAAACUCGGACACCAAACCAGGUGGUGGUGGCAAUCUCUAUCUGGUCUCCGAGGAAAGCAUUACAUUCAUUCUCCAAACGGGGAAGAAUACAAUUCUCACACCGGCAACAAGACGCGCAGACCUUACGACAGAGACAGUAUCUGAUAUGCUCAAAUCGUCGAGCAAGCGAAAGCGUGAUCAAGAGCAGGAAAGAGAGAAGGCGCAAGAACAAGAAUAUUUCUUUGAAGAAAACAUUGGGAUCAUCCCUCUCUCAGCGCCUGCCUCGAUCACAACACAUGGCUUUGAAUGGGAUGUGGAGAAUUGGCAUACCGAGAUGGGAGGGCAAAUAUCUACAAGCAACCAUAUCCGUGCCGACAAGGUGGAGAUUGAGACCUCUGUACCGGUUUUAUUCACAGUGGAGUUGGCGGAGAGGUUUAAGCGGUGA